AUGCCUCCCUCACCAUGUUUUACGAACCUCCCCAUGGAGGUCCGCUUGCAAAUCUACGAAUUUUACUUUCAUCUUCCAGGUGGUCUAAUCUAUUCCCACGACAGUCAAAAGCUCGUUGCAAAGGAUCCAAAUGAAAAGCUUGAGGUUUCCUUAAUUUUCACGUGCCGUACUGCAGCUGCCGAGACUCAAGGUCUGCCUUUCAGGUUCAAUACGGUGACCUUUACCACGGGCUGCCAUGCAAAGAACUACAGCCAUGCUAGGGAAUAUUCACAAACUCUCCGCCAACUAUACAAUCAGCGUUUUGAAGUCCUCAGCUACAUGCGCCCAGCAAUCUCAAAGGAAAUCUAUGACGAAACAACUUCGAGAUUCCCGCUCUUCAAGCCAGUACUAGAUGCCAUCAAGGAACACCACCCGCAGGAUAGGGAAGACAGCCAGAAAUUCAUACGCAAAGUCGCCCGAUGGGGCGAUGUGCCUUCUUCUACACGAGAAGCAGUAGCUCUCACAUGCCAGUUAGCACUGCAAUCAAUGGAAAGGGAAACCAUCGCUGCCGUGGCCAGAUACCGGCUGGACCACCCGAAUCUACCUUCCCACGAUGACCCCUUGCGCAUACUCACUCUUGAUCACCUACCUUGGGAUAUACCCUCGAAACGGAAAUUGCAGCGACUACGAGUUAGCUUAUACAGGCCACCUCGAGACGGCUUCUCCUGGGCCCCAGGUGUUAGGAAUGAUCGUGGCGUAUGGAGAAAUUCUAAGCAACAUACAAGGCCGUAUCACUUCUCCGCGGCUACAGUAGCUAUUCAGUUCCUCCGCCAGCUGUCUGCCAAGCAACGAAUGCGUUUUCGAAAUAUCGUGCUACGCGAGGAGUCCAAGUCCGUCGCUUUCCCAGCAUGUCACGCUCGCGGACUCAUUCCUUUCUGCCAGGAGAACCCUCGCCUCCGCAUUGAGAGGCGAGUUAGUUUAUUCGGUAACGUUUUAGACGUCCCUGGAGGUCUCUCCACAGCUUACAGGUUCAUAUCCGAUAUGUCUAAAGCAUUGGCGGUCUGGCUUGUUGAAGCAAUGGACUUGGAGCCUGCCGGCAUGCCAUCCAAUGCCUUCAGCUUUGUUCUAGACGAUGAUCAGGCGCCGGACAGGGCAAUGAUUGCCUUUGACAAAGUUUUCCACAGGUGCCUCACUUGGCAGCGCUACAUGGAGGAAUCUUACCAAAGGGGCGAAAAGAACGCUAGGCUCUUCUUCAGAUUGAUGAAGAAUAGGCUGUAUAUUUUGGAUGGAUUUCCCCGAGCGAUGGAGGAACUCUUCCGAAAUAAUGGCAUCAUCCGCUGCAACUUCAGCCCAGGUGAGCCAAGGCAAAUAACCCCAAACGCGAUCGAGACUAAGAACGAAUACGCAACCAUCGACAUCGUUGACGAACUAGGAUAUGACCAACAGAGUGUCAGGCCUCAAUAUAGCCGAGCUAGAGGCGAAGUAUUUGGGCAUACUGAACUUCCCGGUCUUCUUUGA
This is a messenger RNA of Clonostachys byssicola, 1497 nucleotides long. The record is from the annotation of a GenBank genome assembly. NCBI's taxonomy places the organism in Eukaryota, Fungi, Ascomycota, Sordariomycetes, Hypocreales, Bionectriaceae.